GAUGUCUGAUUCCAGGGUGUCCUCCGUCAUCCAGGAGUGGGGGUCCUCGUACCCGGGUCAGGUCCACGGUCAGGUUCUGAGCUCCUCCAACCAGGGGGCCCCGACCAACCAGAUGUCCCCGAUGGACAUGAUGUCCUACAGUCAGUGUCAGGGGAUCAUGAGGGGGGGCGCUGAGGACAGGGAGCAGGUGGCGUUCCUGUCCUACACGUCCGGCUCCGGCGGGUCGAGCCACCAUCAGAUCAACGCUCAGCAGGACUUCUCCCCCUUCCUGCUGCCGUCCCUCCGGGCCCCCGUCUCCAAGAGGGUCAUCAGCAAGGACAGCGCCGAGUACCGCCAGAGACGGGAGAAGAACAACAUCGCCGUGAGGAAGAGCCGGGACAAGGCCCGGCGGCGGGUCCUGCUGACCCAGCAGAGGGCCCUGCAGCUGCAGGAGGAGAACCAGAAGCUGCAGGUCAAGGUGGGACAGCUGAGCCAGGAGCUGGACACCCUGAGACACAUCCUGUCCCAGCGGCACCUGCAGGGGCCCGACGAGCACGGCCUCUGACGGUCCAGCUGGGAAACUGGAACUCCGAGGCCCGGCUCGCGUGCGAAGUAGAACUGGACUUUGUGCAACGG
This is a messenger RNA of Nematolebias whitei (Rio pearlfish), 615 nucleotides long. It is a transcript of the gene cebp1, whose product is annotated as CCAAT/enhancer binding protein (C/EBP) 1. Gene Ontology annotation, biological process: DNA-templated transcription; regulation of transcription by RNA polymerase II; myeloid cell differentiation. The coding region runs from base 2 to 544 and encodes 180 amino acids. The transcript has 2 exons. Gene Ontology annotation, molecular function: RNA polymerase II cis-regulatory region sequence-specific DNA binding; DNA-binding transcription factor activity, RNA polymerase II-specific. Lineage: Eukaryota; Metazoa; Chordata; Actinopteri; Cyprinodontiformes; Rivulidae. The record is from RefSeq and is a predicted model, not a curated record.